GUGCGCUAAGUUGCAGCAGUCGUGUCAAAGUUCACUAUAUAGAGAGCUCAGUGAGCUGAUCGCGGAGAAGCCACUUCUGCCAGCCCCGGCGCCUAUAAAUCGCAUUCCCUCCCGCGCCCCCCUUUUUAGCAUAUUUGAUCACUUUGAUUCUCUGUUCUUUUCUCUCAGCGGUGUGUGUGCGUGCGCGCGUGUGUGUGUUUCCUCUCCACCUCCUCCUCUCCCCGAGUUGCCUCCUUUCUCCGGGUGCCGUGCUGGCUUUUUUUCCCUCUUUCAUUCUUUCUCUCCGUCUUUUUUCCUCCCCGCGCUGCGCACGAAGGAUGUGCUUCUAGGUGGUGAUCUGCCCUCCUCUCUCUCUUUUAUCCUUUCUCCCCCGCCGCCGGCGAGUUGACUCUUUCCCUAUGUGUGUGAGGCGGCGGCGGCAGCAGCAGCAGCGGCUCCGGCGGUGGCAGCAGCAGCAGCAGCACAUCGAAUGCGUGGUGUGCGGGGACAAGUCGAGCGGCAAGCACUACGGCCAGUUCACGUGCGAGGGCUGCAAGAGCUUCUUCAAGCGCAGCGUGCGGAGGAACCUGAGCUACACGUGCCGCGCCAACCGGAACUGUCCCAUCGACCAGCACCACCGCAACCAGUGCCAGUACUGUCGCCUCAAAAAGUGCCUCAAAGUGGGCAUGAGACGGGAAGCGGUCCAGAGGGGCAGGAUGCCGCCCACCCAGCCGACCCACGGGCAGUUCGCGCUGACCAACGGGGACCCCCUCAACUGCCACUCGUACCUGUCGGGAUAUAUCUCUCUGUUGCUGCGCGCCGAGCCCUACCCCACGUCCCGCUUCGGCAGCCAGUGCAUGCAGCCCAACAACAUCAUGGGCAUCGAGAACAUUUGCGAACUGGCCGCCCGGAUGCUCUUCAGCGCCGUCGAGUGGGCCCGGAACAUCCCCUUCUUCCCCGACCUGCAGAUCACCGACCAGGUGGCCCUGCUUCGCCUCACCUGGAGCGAGCUGUUCGUGCUCAACGCGGCCCAGUGCUCCAUGCCCCUCCACGUCGCCCCGCUCCUGGCCGCCGCCGGGCUGCACGCCUCGCCCAUGUCCGCCGACCGGGUGGUCGCCUUUAUGGACCACAUACGCAUCUUCCAGGAGCAAGUGGAGAAGCUCAAGGCCCUGCACGUGGACUCCGCCGAGUACAGCUGCCUCAAGGCCAUAGUCCUGUUCACCUCAGAUGCCUGUGGUCUGUCGGAUGUAGCCCACGUGGAGAGCUUGCAGGAAAAGUCCCAGUGCGCCUUGGAAGAAUAUGUCAGGAGCCAGUACCCCAACCAGCCAACGCGAUUCGGGAAGCUGUUGCUUCGUCUCCCUUCCCUGCGCACCGUCUCCUCCUCGGUCAUAGAGCAAUUGUUUUUCGUCCGUUUGGUAGGUAAAACCCCCAUCGAAACCCUCAUCCGGGAUAUGUUACUGUCCGGCAGCAGUUUUAACUGGCCGUAUAUGGCAAUUCAAUAAAAAAAAAAAAAUCCAAGUAAGAAGGGGGAGUGAAGCAGAGAAAGCAAAAAGGCAAAAGACUGGUUUGUUUGCUUAAUUCCUUCUGUUAAGAAAGGAUAUAAAAGGAUGUUACACGUUUGCUAAAAAAAAAAAAAGAAGAGAGGGGAAGAACUUUAUGGACUGUGAAUUUCCAAAAAAUUAAGAGACUGUCAAAUGAACUUUUACAGAAUGCAUUAAAAAAAACAACAACUCCUGUGUCGGUCAGAACAACUUGCUACUUAUAAUUUUUUUUUGUAUAAAAAGGAAAUUAGUCUUUUUCUUUUUUUUUGGUAAAUUUUUGAAAAAUAUUGCUAAAAGUGCAUUUAAGGAGAUUGGGAGAAAAUUAGCAGAAUGGAGAAAGUAAGUCUUCUUUUUUUUCCAAAUUAUUCAUUGUCCUGUGUCUGUACCUCUAGCUGUUCUUUUUUUGUAUUUUCCUGGUUCUAAACCAGUUUAUUCUGUGGUUCUAUAAUAAGUUUUGAUAUAAUCUUGGCUUCUUAAAAACUGUGUAUCCUUAAAAUAUAUGUUCUGCAAGAAUUAAAACUGAGUCCAUGAAAAUAUCAUAGGAAGACAUUAAAACUUUUUAAAAGAAAAUUCAGAGCUGAUGGGAACGCACUUAGAGGUGGUGGCCAAAAAUUUUAGGUGAAGUUGAGCUAAUUUGAGAUCUGCAAGAACCACAUACAACACUUAACUCCCCCUCCCUACCCCCCCAAAAAAGACACCAAGACAAACCUAGCUUUUUAAAAAAUAUUUUAAGAAAGAGAAUGAACUGUGGAAUUUAUUGGCAGCCAAGGAAUGUGUCCAAGACACAUGCUGAGGUUUUGAAUAAAAAGUGAACUUUUGUAAUUUGAAUUGGGUCCCGCUAAGUUCUUGAAUUGUUAUGAAAAAUCCUCUAUCUGUUUGUAUAUUUGCAAACCCUUUGUAUUAUAACUGUUGAUAUUCCCUUUUUAAAAAAAAAUACCCAUUGAAAUCAGCAUGACAAAAUAACACUGUUGGCACUUAUAGAUAAUGUGAUUGAUUCAGUAUCUUAGAGUUUACAGUUUGUGUUUUAAAAAAAACUGAAGGUUUUUUUUUUAAAGUGCAACAUUUCUGUAUACUGUAAAAGUUAUAAUAACUGAACUGUUUGGUCGAGUCUUUGUGUGUUAUAUUCCAAGGAAAAUUUGAAAGUAUUCAGAAAUUAAAAUAUUAUUUGAUAUCUGAAA
Molecule: messenger RNA, 2698 nt
Organism: Myotis brandtii (Brandt's bat)
Lineage: Eukaryota; Metazoa; Chordata; Mammalia; Chiroptera; Vespertilionidae
Gene: NR2F2
Product: nuclear receptor subfamily 2, group F, member 2
Exons: 4
Coding region: 399-1481 (360 amino acids)
Biological process (GO): cell differentiation; anatomical structure development; negative regulation of transcription by RNA polymerase II
Molecular function (GO): RNA polymerase II cis-regulatory region sequence-specific DNA binding; retinoic acid binding; nuclear receptor activity
Source: RefSeq, a predicted model, not a curated record